AAAGAGGUCGAGGUGCCAUUAAAUGAACGAUCAAUCGAGUGAAAGCCUUCCCUGAGUUUUGCCGGCUGCUAAAAGUGCCUCGAAAACCGAACGAAGGAACUUCUCGCGGUUACUCGGUUAUUAAUAAUUAGAGCACCCGCGACUAACGCGCACUCGGCUCCGCCACCAAUCAACGCAAUUCAGAGCAGACCGACAGAUAACGGAAUCUCGUGGAUUUGUCAGUGUACUCGUGAUUAACAUAUAUACCCACUGAAAUUAGACCUGCAUAAUCGUCGCCGAGCUCACCUCAAGAACUCUGCUUUUCGUUUUGCCAUUGACUGCCCUGCUCUUGAAACAAGAUGUACCGUAGAGUACUUGCUUUCGCCUUCGUCGCUGGUGUAUGCCAUUCUUGCAUCCCACGAGAUUUUGGAAGCGGUAGUGUCGUUUGCGUGUGCAACUCGACGCACUGCGAUUUCACCCCGAAAUUAAAUACGCCGAACGAGGGUACUUUCUUGCAUUACGUUUCGAGCAAGGCAGGCCAACGGCUGAGUCCAAGCGAUGGAACGUUUAGUAACGAAACGAUCGAGGGAGCUUCUCUGAUCGUUAAUAAAAAUAAAAAGUAUCAAACCAUGCACGGUUUCGGGGGUGCCUUCACCGACUCAGCCGGCAUCAACAUUAAAGGUCUCAGACCCGCGGCUCAAGAAUUCUUGUUACAGUCGUACUUCGGGAAGAAUGGCAGUGAGUACAAUUUAGGACGCACACCGAUCGGUGGCACCGACUUUUCCCUCAGACCGUACGAACUGGACGACCACGAGAAUGAUUACGAGUUAAAGUAUUUCUCGUUAACGCAAGAGGAUUAUAUUUACAAAAUUCCACUUAUGCAGCGAGCCCUGGAAAUUAAUCCAGAAUUAAAGUUUCUCGCUGCGGCAUGGUCUGCGCCGCCAUGGAUGAAGGUCGACAAUCGAUACGUAGGAUAUGGGCAUCUCCAGCAGAAGUAUUAUCAAACAUAUGCGAAUUAUUUGAUAAAAUUCCUGGAUGCUUACAAGUCACAUGGAUUGAAAAUGUGGACCAUUUCAACUGGAAACGAACCGAAUGACGCGAUCUUAGAAAUAAAAUCCUUCAACAGUAUGGGAUGGACAUUUGAAGAAUUGUCCCAGUGGGUAGCCAAUAAUCUGGGACCAACCUUAAAAGCCUCGCAACACAAUGAAACCAUCAUAAUCGGUCUGGAUGACCAAAGGUGUUUUGUGCCUUGGUACAUCAGCAAAAUCUUCGAAAACGAGAAAGUCAGGAGUUACGUCUCCGGCAUUGGUCUACAUUGGUACACCGAUGAAUACUUUCCUCCCAUUUUACUCGACUGGACCCACGAUCAAUUUCCAGACAAAUUUUUAAUUACGACAGAAUCAUGCGUCGUUCCGUUUUUGGACUACAACAAAGUGGUCCUGGGAUCGUGGGAACGAGCGGAAUACUACAUUUUAUACAUGAUUCAAAAUAUUAACCACUGGGUGUCUGGUUGGGUGGAUUGGAAUCUCGCCCUGAAUAUGGAAGGUGGUCCCAAUUGGGCCAAAAACGCUGCGGACGCUGCUAUCAUCGUUAACGCCGAGAAGGACGAGUUUUACAAGCAGCCUAUUUUCUACGCGAUCGCGCAUUUUAGCAAAUUCAUCCCACGAGGAUCAACUCGGGUGGAUAUCACAAAUCAUAAUGAUAUUAAAGCCAUGGCUUUCACCACGCCCGAAAAUGAAACCGUGACUAUCGUCUAUAAUACGUACGUUAACGAUAAUUAUGUACUGAUUGAAGAUGACAUAUAUUAUGAAAAUUUAAUGAAGAGAAAUGGAUUUCUGUUGCAGUCUGAGUACGCCACAGAACGUGAGCAUCAAUGACUCCGAAAGGGGCAAUAUCAACCUAAUGUUACCACCAUACUCCAUCCAUACAGUAGUAUACAAAUGAAUGCAUACCU
Messenger RNA from Orussus abietinus, 1933 nucleotides. Its product is annotated as glucosylceramidase. The record is from RefSeq and is a predicted model, not a curated record. Gene Ontology annotation, biological process: glucosylceramide catabolic process. The transcript is spliced from 7 exons. Bases 339 to 1856 code for a protein of 505 amino acids. NCBI's taxonomy places the organism in Eukaryota, Metazoa, Arthropoda, Insecta, Hymenoptera, Orussidae. Gene Ontology annotation, molecular function: glucosylceramidase activity.